Molecule: messenger RNA, 1478 nt
Organism: Rubroshorea leprosula
Lineage: Eukaryota; Viridiplantae; Streptophyta; Magnoliopsida; Malvales; Dipterocarpaceae
Source: the annotation of a GenBank genome assembly
AAUUGAAACUGAACUCAAGUUUAGCUCUUGAUCCAUACCUGGUAACUCUAAUUAUUGCUGACUUAGGCAUUGGAGUGUUUACCCCGAGGACCAACCUUAAGGUUUUGUAGAAGUUGGAGGGACGAGCUAAAAACAACAAAUGCUAUAUGUGAGGAAGGUGAAACACCAAAAUCGAGCUCAAAAGAGGAAAUUUGAUGAGGCAGAUUGGAAGAACCAACCUAUAACCUUUAGUUUAGUUGAUUUUGAUGGUGUUGUCAUGCCACACAAUGAUCCGCUAGUCACAUCGGUCAUUGUUAAUAAUUGCAAAGUUCAACGCAUCCUUGUCGACAUAGGAAGUGCUCUAGAUAUCAUGUACUAUCAUUGCUUUAAGAGCCUUGGCCUCUACCCUGUCCUCCUACAGAAGUAUGAUGGCUCUAUCUAUGGAUUCAAUAAUCAGCCAGUCCCUGUGGAAGGAGUCCUAAAACUCAAUGUAGCAUUCGACUCAGGACGGACAUAUGUUGCUCCCUCAGUUUGGUUCUUGGUGGUGAAGAUGGCGUCAUCUUUUAACAUCAUCAUCAGAAGACCAACUUUGAUUGAGACUCAAGUUGUCAUUUCACAAUCCCACCUCUACAUGAAAUUCCCCACCCCCAUGGGAAUACCGACUUUGAAAGGCAACCAAAAGGUGGCUAGGCAUUGCUACAUAACUUCGAUCACCCAACCUCAGAAGGAUAAGCAAGUAACCCCUCAAGAGCCAGCUCAGCUUGAAGACUACCAUCUUUUGCCAAGUAUAGAUAAGCUGGUGGAAGCUGCAUCCGAAAAUGAAAGGCUUAGUCUUUUAGAUUCUUACUCGAGAUAUCAUCAAGUUCACAUGGCACCCGAAGACGAGGUCCUGAGGUCUCUAGCCCAGAAAGACAAAGAGGGGAAGCCUAAGAAGUUUGAAUGGACUUUAGAGUGUCGAGCCGCUUUUGAUGAACUCAAGUUAUACCUUAGUUCACCACCUCUAUUAAUUAAGGCUGAAGAAGGUCACAAGAGUGUUCAUUCUGAGGCUGAACCAUGGGCCUUUUAUGUCGAUGGGUCGUCAAGCAAAAAGGGAUCGAGUGCCGAAGCAGUGCUAAUGGGGCCAGAGAAUUUUCGAUGUGAGCACGCACUGAAAUUCGAUUUUAAAGCAACAAAUAACAUGGCUGAGUAUGAGGCACUUCUCCUCGGACUUCGCUUGGCAACAGAGUUAAAAGUCAGAUCCUUGCAGGCUUACAGUGAGUCACAACUUGUAGUUAACCAAGUGAAUUCUACAUGUAAGGUCAUAGAUCCUACUCUAGCCAAAUACUUAGCUGUGGUUUCCAAACUUAAAUGCCAAUUCGAGAGAUUCCAACUCACCAAAGUUUCGACAACGGAGAAUGAACAUGCAGACUCUUUGUCGAAAUUAGCAUCUGAUAGCUAAAGAAGAGGGAGGUCUCUCUAUGUUGAGGUCCUUAACGAACCAAUAAUCCAGAAGUCAGAAA